Messenger RNA from Andrographis paniculata, 1261 nucleotides. RefSeq names its product WAT1-related protein At4g30420-like. NCBI's taxonomy places the organism in Eukaryota, Viridiplantae, Streptophyta, Magnoliopsida, Lamiales, Acanthaceae. Gene Ontology annotation, cellular component: plasma membrane. The transcript is spliced from 7 exons. Bases 16 to 1137 code for a protein of 373 amino acids. The record is from RefSeq and is a predicted model, not a curated record. Gene Ontology annotation, molecular function: transmembrane transporter activity.
GAAAAGAGAAGAAGAAUGAAAAUAGAAAUAGAAAAAGAAUACAUAGUGAUGGUUGGGUGCCAAUUGAUGUAUGCAGCAACGACUCUUACAACGAGAUAUGUUCUUCUGCAAGAAAUGAGCUCCACAGUCUUUGUUACCUACAGACAGUCUUUCGCUUUCUUCCUUCUCGCUCCUUUCGCUUUCUUCCCUAGGAGAGGAAAAAAGGCAUGCGCUUUGGGGUGGAAGAGCUUUGGAAUGAUAUUUAUGCUUUCCCUUAUUGGAGCAACGGCUAACCAGAACAUAUACAGCGAAGGAUUGUAUCUGACGACCUCUUCGGCUGCAAGUGCAUUAUCCAAUUUGACGCCUGCCGUCACCUUCCUCCUCGCUUAUACCUUCGGGUUGGAGAAAGUGAAUGUUAGAAGUAUGAGAAGUGUUGCAAAGAUAGGUGGGACAGUGUUGUGUGUAAGUGGUGCUGCUGCAAUGACACUUCUCAGGGGCCAAAAGCUACUCAAUAACACAUACUCACUAUUAUUAUUACAUCAUAGUAAUAAUCUAUUAUUUACUGCUGCAACCUCAACAUGGCUGUUGGGUUGUCUCUUGGUCUUGGCAAGCACUUUUUGUUGGUCUUUUUGGCUCAUUCUACAGCCUAGUGUGAGUGCGCAGUACCCAGACCAUCUAGCAUUGACAGCGUGGAUGUGCUUGAUCGCAGCCGUCCAAACCGGCCUCUUGACGGCCCUGAUCAACCCAGGGACACAUGUUUGGAAACUCGAUUCAUCUUUCCAACUUUUUUCCUGCUGCUUUGCUGGAUUGUCAACAGCAGUAACAAUAUUUGGACAAACCUGGUGUGUUGCAAGAAGAGGACCUCUAUUCUCUGCUUCUUUCAGCCCUUUAUGCACUGUUAUAGUCACACUUGUGUCCUCUACUUUGAUGCAUGAAGAGCUCUACACUUGGAGUAUUGUGGGAGGAUUGAUUGUGAUAGUCGGAUUAUACAUUGUACUGUGGGGCAAAGCAAAAGAGCAUCAAGGGAAAGAUGAAGAACACACAGAAGACCAGUUGAAGACUAAUCAAGAUUCAGACAACAUUUGUGGCUGCACAAUUGAUUUAGAGGAGCCGCUUUUGUCUGAACAGAUUUCAGCAGAAUUAAAGGUGAGUAAUUAGAAUAACAAGACUCUAAAUCUAUCCUGGAUUAGUGUUCCUUUCGACACAUACACAUAUAUAUAUAUAUGUAUUUAAUUAUUCACAUCUUCUUGAUGGAAUGGGAAUAUUGCAAAUUUUGUCAGGU